AUGGUCAAAGAGCUUACAACCUGUUCAUUCUUCCAGUCACCCUCACAACUGUUGAGCAUCCAAGUGCCAGGAACUGUGGGAGGAACUGAGGUUGUGGGAGAGGAGGAGACCGUUGUUGCCCUCCUCGCUGGGUUCAUGGUCUCAGCGAGGUGCAUGUGUGGGUACACAUCUGCAGGGGAAGACCAGGAUGGGAACCAGAGCUUGAAGGAGUUUCAGGAGUUUCAGACAGAAUUUAAGCUGUCCUUGAAGGCUAGGUGGGAUUUUGGCAGAAUUUUGACCACCAAGUGGAGCCAACACGCAGGUGGCCCAGAGCUGGGUUUAUUGCAUGUGACCCCCUAUGUGACCCUGCGGAGACCCUUUGAGAAAUCCUGCCUCGACCAAGAACUGAAGUUGACUGGUGAUGCCCUGCUGCGACGAUUUGUCCGCCUUGGGGUGCUAGACGAGGGCACGAUGAAGCUGGAUUACAUACUGGACCCGAAGAGUGAGGAUUUCUUGGAGAGGUGUCUGCAGAUCCAGGUCUUUAAACUGUCCCUGGCCAAUUCCAUCCACUACGCAUGUGUGCUCAUCCGUCAGCGCCACAUCAGGGCCAGCAAACAGGUGGCGAACAUCUGGUCCUUCAUUGUUGGCCUGCUCUCCCAGUACAGCGACUUUUCCCGCGGGUCUCCAUAUGGAGGUGGCUACCCAGGCUGCGUGAUGAGGAAGAAUGCCAAGAAGGGCCAGGCUGGGGCUGGGGCUGGUGAUGAUGAGGAGGAUUAA
Molecule: messenger RNA, 756 nt
Organism: Sciurus carolinensis (gray squirrel)
Lineage: Eukaryota; Metazoa; Chordata; Mammalia; Rodentia; Sciuridae
Product: 40S ribosomal protein S9-like
Biological process (GO): translation; positive regulation of translational fidelity
Cellular component (GO): cytosolic small ribosomal subunit
Molecular function (GO): rRNA binding; structural constituent of ribosome
Source: RefSeq, a predicted model, not a curated record